Messenger RNA from Staurois parvus, 411 nucleotides. The record is from the annotation of a GenBank genome assembly. Lineage: Eukaryota; Metazoa; Chordata; Amphibia; Anura; Ranidae.
GCCCCGCCAUUGGUGGCUACAGCUGUCAAUCACUGGGUCCCAGCUGGAGAUUCCCCUCCGGCACCCGUUGAUCGCCAAAUAUCACUGGCGGGAGAGAGUUCUGUAUGUAAACAAUACAGAUCUCUCCUCUGUCAGCUUCAGCAUGCUGCUUUGUAUUGCUCUGCAGCCUGCCUCCCUAGUAAAACACACACACAGCACACAGUAAAACACACACAGCACACAGUUAACCCUUUGAUCAUCCCAGAUGUUAACCCCUUCCUGCCCAGUUUCAUUAGUAUGGUGUCAGUGCUUUUUAUUAGCACUGAUCACUGUAUUAGUGUCACUGGAGAUGUCAGUGACAGUUAGUCAGUCCCCCCCCCCCCAGUGUCAGAAUGAGUGCCGCAGUCCUGCAGUCCCACCAUAAGUCGCUCA